AGGAUUGAUAUCGGCGCGUAGUUGGGCCAGUGCCAAGGGAUGGAUCGAUGGCACCCUGGAUGCAGCGAACGUUCGUGAUGUGGGUGUGUUGAAUGUGUAUCCUUGCCAACGGUCAUGAGAUUGCGGAUGGUCGUCGGCCUGAUUGAUGUUUGCGUGACCGUGGUGGAGUGGAAUGCUUGCCCGUGGUGCGGAGUUCGAGGUUUGGACGUAUCUGGUCCCAAGCCUAUCCCCUUUACCAUUUCCCUUAAUAAAGACCCGUACCCUCGUUAUAAUUAUCAAUGGGUUAGCUCGGUAUCCUCUGGUCGCUUCCAUCUCUCUGCGUUUACGCUGGGCUCCUCGUGGAUCGUUGCGCCCGGCCAUGCAUGUUUCCAAUGGACAUGCAGAGUCAUGCACUGGACCAUUCCGACACCAAUACUACCCUCGUUCCAACAAACUGCAUGCCAAUUCCGGAUGUUCAACACUCCGCACACGCCCCUUGUUUGCUCCCUUAUCUGUCUCUCACAGCCCGUCUUCCAUGCGGAUUGCUUCACGACCUCCUCUGAUUCAUUGCACCACUUAGCAAACGCCCACUCCACUCGGUCAUAUCGACUUCUGUCGUGCCCCAUCGCAAUUUCGCAUCCCCCCAUCGUCGACCCGGUACUCCGUUAUCAAAGCUGCAACGGUGGACAUAUAGUGCUUGUCUCUUAGGUUUUCUCGCUUAUCCUCGCUGUUUCUCUUCACUACGGCUUCUCUUCCAUUAAAGUCAUUUCUACAGACUUUCGUAUCUCAAUCAUUCUAUUCACCCCUCGAGUAAAAUCAACCAUAUUAUGACAUCGAACGCGCGACACUGCUCGGGGUUUCAGGAUUUGGCUGCUGCACAUGUCACAAACAAUUUCUAUUUCGAUCGCUGUCAAAAGUAUUUGGGGAAAGUCCAGGAUAGUAGUCCAAAUGGUAAGCCGUCAACGAAUGGUUGUCUGUGAAGGUCCGGCUUUCUCUGCGAGCUUGGUGACUGUUGCAUCAGCCGCAUUCGCAGCAGCGAGAUCGAGUUUCGUUCGAGUGUCUUUCUUUGUUCUGCGAGUAUCGCCUUUGAACCCGAUGAAGUAAAUCCUUGUGCAUUCUUCAGACGCUGAC
Cantharellus anzutake is the source of this 1110-nucleotide messenger RNA. RefSeq lists its product as uncharacterized. NCBI's taxonomy places the organism in Eukaryota, Fungi, Basidiomycota, Agaricomycetes, Cantharellales, Hydnaceae. The record is from RefSeq and is a predicted model, not a curated record. The transcript has a single exon. Bases 115 to 687 code for a protein of 190 amino acids.